Messenger RNA from Folsomia candida, 1832 nucleotides. RefSeq names its product phosphorylated adapter RNA export protein (gene Phax). Bases 218 to 1708 code for a protein of 496 amino acids. Lineage: Eukaryota; Metazoa; Arthropoda; Collembola; Entomobryomorpha; Isotomidae. Gene Ontology annotation, cellular component: nucleus. The record is from RefSeq and is a predicted model, not a curated record. The transcript is spliced from 8 exons. Gene Ontology annotation, biological process: snRNA export from nucleus.
AACUCUAAUGCACACUGUAGUCGGUGGUGAAAGCACAAUAAACCGACUUGUUCAAUACUAUCGAGUUGAAAAAUAAUAAUUCUACUUUCUAGUUGAUUCAAUCGAUAAAAAUUUAGUGCUUACGUGUGUAACAGAACGCAUCGAUCCUCUCAAGUCGAAUUAUUCAGGCAAAGCUCUUGCUCCUGUUCUGCCUCUCAAAUAUCAUACAUUGUUCAAAAUGCUAGAUGAUGAUUUGGAAGAAGGGGAAAUAAGUUCGGAUGGAGACAAGGACGAGCUGUCGGUUGAUUAUGAAGUGCUUCAACGACCUGUUAAGGGUGCGGAGUCAAUACUAGGUACCCAAGUUGUUCAUAAUAAGUUGCCUGCUGGAUCUUCACGGACCAUGGGGAUCGACCCCGUCUAUCAAAGCGUUUCAAGGCCUAUUCGGCCUGCACCAGUUCUUCAGAAACUUCCGGAUGACGACGAUGAUGGACUGUAUGACGACAAAAGCAGCUCCUCCUCCGAAGACAGCGAUGAUGAGUACGGACCUUCCGGAAGAAAAUGUAGAAGAAUGCCUAUGCCUGUGGGUGGAGGGUCAUCUUCUAGAAUAAUAACCGACCCUAAUAAUGUGGCGUCUUCUUCAGCUAAUAGUUUACCGUUGUUGGCUGGGAAUAUUAGUUGUGACACACCAAUGGAUAUCCCCAGCAGCAACGACGCCUUCAAAAAUCAUGCCGCAACAUUUCAACAGAAACGCAAGCCAAACAAUAUCUGGUCCUCGGUGUUGCAAGAAGAAGAAGCCACCGACAUCUUGGGAAAGGUUAACGUGGAGGAGUAUGAUGACCAACAUGUUCUUAUUGAUCGUGGACCGGAAACGUUUUCUGUCAAGUAUAAAAAUCGUCCCCCAGUUCGCCAAAGAUCGGAUAGUAGCAGUGUAUCCAGUGGAGGUUUAACGGAUGAUGAAUUGGAAUACUUGCGAGGAACGUCGUUUAAGGAGCAAAAGGAAUCUGUAGUAAUGGAUGAAGGGGUCGAAGAUGAUGGCGAAGGAUUUGUCGAACAGUUUGGGCGCAGGCCGGUGAAACGGCGAUAUAAUACCAAGCUUCGGCGUCAAAGGAAAAAGAGAAAGAACAAGUUGGUUAAUAAAAUGAAGAAAAUGGGUCCUGCUGAACUGGGUUAUUAUAUUGCUAAGAAAUUAGAUGAAGCGAAACAUAAUUUGAUAAUUAACUCGAUUGAGCUAAUUGGGAAGGAGGCAGUAAUCGCUUUAUUUCUUAAAACCACUAAGAUAGAACGCCUUGGUGGUCUGAUGGUUAUGAAUCAGCAACGAAGACGAACUGCCGGUGGAGUAUUUUUUUACCUGCUUCGUGGUGAUCCUAAAUUUCCCAAAAAAAUUGUUGAUAAAAUAUUUGCUGUCGAUGUACAAAACCAGCGAGUUGGUAAAAAACGGGCUCAUAAAGAAAAACGCUUGAAGACAAUGGAAAAGUUGGAAGAGAAGUUAGUUGAGGAGCAUCAAAAAUUAAUAGAACAAGGUGUAAAAGAGUCAACCCACCAAAACCUAGUAGAUGUCAACGAGUCCAGCCUAUCGGAGGGUGAGGAUGACGAUGUGGAUAGUGAUGAAUUUUUUGCUACAGAUCAAGCACCAACAUAUCCUCCUUCUGCUGCUGAUAUGCGUAGCACCAUUGGGUAUGAUGAUCAAGAUUGUCUUGACAUUCAUUGUGAUUCAUCUGAUCUUAUGUAGCUCGACAAGGGUCCCAAUUUCUUGUAGUAAUUUUUUAUAUUCAUCAGUUUAUCAUAUAUGUAUAAGGUGCAUUCAAAAUAUCUUAACUGGGAAUAAAUUUCCAUAUAUUUUGUAGAAAAAUCAA